CCUCGUCUGUUUCCUGUGGCCGAAGGAAGCAAUCUCUCAGGGGAGGGGGGGCAGAGAGAGCUCAGCGAUUAAAAUAGUGGUAAAAUCAGCUUAUCUUCAAUGGAAAGAUAGACAGGGGAGAGAGAGAGAGAUCAGAAUCUGUGAAGAAAAAUUGAAGAGAGAUUUUGUAAAGCGAAUCCCUAGUUUGGGGGAUGGUGUUGGGACCACUGCGAUUGACGAAGAGCCAGAACAAACUCGUCACGACUCUGUGCGAGGGAGCUGCCGCCGUGGUUCCGCCGGCGCCGGUGAUCGUCUUCUUCUCGUUGAUGGUGGUCUUCUUUACCGGUGACGGCGGCUUCGGGAGAUGGAUCUUGUUCGCCGAGGGUAGCAGCGGUGGAGCUGCGAAGAACGGCUUCUCCGGCGGCGGAUUCUGGUCUUCGGCUGUUGCUCCUUCUAAUGUCGGUUUAGCUGUCGCCGUCACGGCCAUGGCCGGAAUUGCCGUGGCUGCUACGGUCGUCUACUCUCGUAGAGGAAGUCUCAGAUCACCCUUGUCACGGUGGAGAAGAAAGAAUGCCCUUCAACCUAAGCAGUGGCAUGGUUUUUUCACACCAGAAGGAAGACUCUGUGACGGAGGCAUCAAAUUUCUGAAGAAAGUUCGCAGUGGGGGUGUUGAUCCAAGCAUUAGACCAGAGGUUUGGCCCUUCCUCCUUGGAGUAUUUGAUUUAAACAGCUCCAAAGAAGAAAGAGAUUCUGCUCUGCAGCAGAAACGGAAGGAAUAUGAAAGCCUGCGGAAGCAGUGCCGUCAAACUCAGAAACGAAAUGAAAAUGAAUCCACCCCAGAGCAGAGUGUCUAUGGAAGCAACACAGAGGAUAGCUCAGAACUCAGUCAGGUUGUUGAUUAUGGGGAUCAUGAAGAUGUUAGUUCCAGGAGAUCCAUUUCCAUGGAGGAAUCAGAGCAGUCGAACUCUGACUCUGUUGUGCAGAAUGGGGAAUGCGAAGAAAAGAGCAUGGUCACCUCCGAAGAUGCUUCUGCCAGCGACUCAGAUUCAAGUGAACCUGAGUCCUUGCAAGAGACUGAAACUUCACCUCUCCUAUCCACUGAAGAAUCAGGAGUUCAUGACAUUGUUAAGCAAGAGAAGGAGAAAUUGUCUCUGUCAAAGCCCAAAACCCACACAGAUGAAGACUUUGCGACGUGGCAGAGAAUCAUCCGCCUUGAUGCUGUGAGAGCCAACGACGAAUGGGUGCUCUACUCGCCGUCUCAAGCUGCUGUGUCAGAGACAAAGGCCCGGCAGCUAGCCAUUCGGGUGAGUCUGAAAGACUAUGAACACCUAGAGCCCUGCAGGAUAUACCACGCAGCACGGUUGGUGGCGAUCCUGGAAGCCUACGCGAUAUAUGACCCAGAGAUCGGAUACUGCCAAGGAAUGAGCGACCUGCUGUCUCCGAUAAUAGCAGUGAUAGAAGAUGAUGUGCUAGCAUUCUGGUGCUUUGUUGGGUUCAUGAGAAAAGCAAGGCAUAAUUUCAGGCUUGAUGAGGUGGGGAUACGUACACAGCUGACGCUGGUGUCGAAAAUAAUAAAAAGCAAAGACAUUCACCUGUACAGGCACCUGGAGAAGCUGCAAGCGGAGGACUGCUUCUUUGUGUACAGAAUGGUGGUGGUUCUAUUCAGGAGGGAGUUGAGGUUUGAGCAGACGGUGUGCCUGUGGGAGGUGAUGUGGGCGGACCAAGCAGCGAUACGUGCUGGGAUAGCCAAGCACGACACGUGGGGGAGAAUCAGGCUGGGAUGGGCUCCUCCUACGGAAGACCUGUUGCUGUACGCCAUAGCUGCGAGCGUACUGCAGAGAAGGAAGACGAUAAUAGAGAAGUAUUUCAGCAUGGAUGAGAUAAUGAGGGAGUGCAACAGCAUGGCUGGCCAUCUCGAUGUUUGGAAGCUUCUUGACGAUGCUCAUGACUUGGUUGCCCAUCUUCACCACAAGAUCUGAUGAUGAUUGAGUGACAGACAACAUUCCUCUGUUAUCUACUUUUCUUUUCUUUUCUUGGUUCAAUUCACUAUCAGAAAAUUGGGGAUGUACUAUAUAUAUGUAGAAGCAUUGUCGUCAUUUUUUUACGGCAGCUAUUGUUAUUUUGUUAUUCAAGAUUCCGUAUGUCAAUGUU
Messenger RNA from Tarenaya hassleriana, 2130 nucleotides. RefSeq names its product GTPase-activating protein gyp7. Lineage: Eukaryota; Viridiplantae; Streptophyta; Magnoliopsida; Brassicales; Cleomaceae. The record is from RefSeq and is a predicted model, not a curated record. The transcript has 5 exons. Gene Ontology annotation, biological process: activation of GTPase activity. Bases 192 to 1958 code for a protein of 588 amino acids. Gene Ontology annotation, molecular function: GTPase activator activity.